UUUCCGGUUUAUUGCUUGUGAUUCAGUCAACUUGUUUCUUACACUCCCCUUGGAUAGUUUAUAAGGGAGAAUGGAGAAGAAUUAAAAAAUAUACAUAUUUUUUCUCAACUUAUUUUCUCUCCCUUCAAUUUUUCCUAGUUUGUUUGCUUAAUUGCUCCAGCACAAUUUUUACAUUUGCUUGAUAAAUGGGCGAGUUUGAGUUUUUUACUGUUCAGUUGAUUUGGAUUCAUGACUGAGUUCACUAGAUCUAACUACUAAUUUACCCUUGAAGUUAGAUCGCUCAAUAGCAAAAAUUCUGAAUUUUCAUUAUAAUAAUGUACACUUGUGCAUAGCAGAAUAUUAAAAUAAAUUAUUAUGUAAUAAAAAAACGCUCAAUAGCAAAAAUUCUGAAUUUUCAUUAUAAUAAUGUACACUUGUGCAUAGCAGAAUAUUAAAAUAAAUUAUUGUGUAAUAAAAAAAAAGUAAUACAAAAUUUUAAAUUAAAUCUGUCCUUCUCGCAUAGGGUGUAUAGUCAAAUCUCUUCUUUCAAAGCAGUACUCUUCUGUAUUGAAAUUUAAGUUUCUUUCCUUGUUAAAAUUAAAGUAAAGGGUCUGAUUUCUUUCUUGUCUGGUUCAUACAAUGUUGAAAUUUCAGCAACAUAUGCUUGUUUGACUGAAGGGUGUGGGUGAGAAGCAACAGGAGACCUCCAUGAACUCUACAGGACUUACUAACAGUAUCAGCGAAAGAUGGAAGAGUCCCUGGAGAAUCAGCAAAACUGUUGCCAUAUCAAUGGCGAUUGGAAUCAUUCUGCUUUCUUCUUCAUUGCUCGUCUUCUCUCCAUCAAGUGCUUGUCAGGUUCCAGCAAUUUACAACUACGGAGAUUCGAACUCUGAUACAGGCAGUGUCUCAGCAACCUUCGGACGUCUUCCUUCUCCCUUCGGCGAGACUUUCUUCGGCAAACCUUCUGGCCGGUGUUCUGAUGGGCGUUUAAUAAUUGAUUUUAUAGCUGUGGAGCUGGGGCUGCCAUACCUGAGUGCAUAUCUUGAUUCUAUUGAAUCAGAUUUCAGACAUGGAGCAAAUUUUGCUGCCAGUGGAUCCACCAUUCAACCUGUGGAUGGAAAAUUGUUUGAUGCAGGGUUUAACCCAUUAUCUCUCAGCAUACAGCUUUCACAGUUUCAACAGUUUAAAGACCGAACCAUUGAGUUGUAUACACAAGAUAGAAACUUAUGGAGACAAGGCCGCCUCCCAAGGCCAGAGGACUUCUCCAAGGCACUUUAUACUUUGGACUGUGGGCAGAAUGAUCUUCAUUUUGGGAUUACGUCCAUGGGAGAUGAGGAGAAAGCAGUGGCAUCCAUCCCCAGUUUAAUCAAUCAGUUUGCUCUAGCCAUAGAGGAACUCUACCAAGAAGGAGCAAGAAUAUUUUGGAUACACAACACUGGUCCUAUCGGCUGCUUGCCCUUUUUUGUCAUCAAUUAUCCUCCAAAGCCUGACAAUGCAGACCAAAUUGGCUGUGUGAAGUCCUACAAUGCAGUGGCUCAAGAAUUUAACAAGCAGCUCAAGGGAAAGGUCUCCAAACUAAGGACUCAACUCUCUGAUGCAAUGCUUAUUCUUGUCGAUAUCUACUCAGCUAAAUAUUCUCUUAUUAGCCAAGCAAAGAAAUACGGUUUUGAUGAUCCCUUGAGUUACUGUUGUGGGCACUAUGAGGAUUAUAGAGUUGAUUGUGGGAAGACAUUGCAAUUGGUGAAUGGGACUAAUGUCUAUGGGGGGUCUUGCAGCGAUCCUUCAAAAUACAUUAGCUGGGAUGGGAUACAUUAUACUGAAGCAGCUAACAAAUGGGUAGCCAACCGCAUCAUAGAUGGCUCGCUGUCAGAUCCUCCAGCACCUCUCAUCAAAGCUUGUAGGUAGCCUCUUCUUGCACACUUUUUUAGCUAAAAUUUGUCAUUGUAAUAAUGUUCCUGAUAAAGUCUUUUGUAAAACAAUGAUUUGUUCUCAAAUGUAUUCUAGAAUUAAUUUCUUAAACUAUCUAAAUGCUGUGGAUCAAUGAAUGAUAA
Manihot esculenta (cassava) is the source of this 2030-nucleotide messenger RNA. RefSeq names its product GDSL esterase/lipase At3g27950-like. Gene Ontology annotation, molecular function: hydrolase activity, acting on ester bonds. Bases 688 to 1884 code for a protein of 398 amino acids. Lineage: Eukaryota; Viridiplantae; Streptophyta; Magnoliopsida; Malpighiales; Euphorbiaceae. The transcript is spliced from 5 exons. The record is from RefSeq and is a predicted model, not a curated record.